Molecule: messenger RNA, 1295 nt
Organism: Mizuhopecten yessoensis (Yesso scallop)
Lineage: Eukaryota; Metazoa; Mollusca; Bivalvia; Pectinida; Pectinidae
Product: RING finger protein 166-like
Exons: 6
Coding region: 13-708 (231 amino acids)
Biological process (GO): protein polyubiquitination; ubiquitin-dependent protein catabolic process
Molecular function (GO): ubiquitin protein ligase activity
Source: RefSeq, a predicted model, not a curated record
UCGGACUUUUACAUGUGGAUUUAUGAAACCGAUUACAAGAUGGCUGGCAUCGUUCAAGAAUUCGACGAAUCAGAGUUACAAAAUGCUGGUUUCAUCUGUCCUAUAUGUCUGGAAAUUUUCACGAAUCCGAUAGUAUUGUCUUGCGGAAAUAGCCACGUGUAUUGUGAGGAAUGUGUAAGACCUUACCAACACAUGGCCGAGCCAGAAUGUCCUCAGUGUCGACAACCGUUCAAUCUGGACCAGGUGUAUCAAGCCAUUGACUUAAUGACUCGACUCUGCUCAGUUGUGUCCAGCUGUAAAUGGUGCAGUCUUAAGCUCACAUUACCAAACCUAAAAUCACAUCUAAAAAUAUGUCCUCGGAGAGAUACAACAAUCCAACAGUUUAAGCCUAUAGGCUGUACCUCACAAGCAAUCCCAAGUGAUUUACCCAAUAGGUUGACCUUCCAGUGUCCUUUGUGUGACCAACAAAAUCUCACCUGUCAGGAUCUUGUAACACAUUGCAAUGAACACCACAAGAAGGUCAAAGCCAGCAUGGUAUGUCCAGUAUGUAAGGCGAUGCCGUGGGGAGACCCUAACCUACAGAGCUCUGAUUUUUUACAGCAUCUAAAUAUCCGGCACAAAUUUGAGUAUGACACAUUUGUGGAUUAUGAGCAAGAUGAUGAAGAAAUGCUGCGGCAAGCUAUCGAGGCUUCGAUGAAGCAGUACUAGAAUAUUAUAGAUAAUAGUAUUUUGGUAGAAAAUUCACUGUCUGUGAUACACUGUAAAUCUCUUACUGUAUAUUAAGUGAUUUACUUUGGUGAUAAUUUGCUUUAACAGCUUUUGUCUUACCAGGUGUCUAAAAAGUUUCAACUUCAUUUGGUUUUCAAGAGUUUGAAAAUAUGAACUAGCUUUGCAAGUAUCCACCUCACAUUUUCAUCCUAGCAAUACCCCAGUAGAUCUAAGUUCAUGUAAUAAAAUAUAUCAUCAUAUAAUUUUUGUGUCAAAUGAAUCAAUAUGAAGGCAUAUAUAGCAGGGCAGAUGGUGUAGAAGGUCAUCUUUUUCGCCAAAACAUAAUUUUAAUGGAAUCUUGGAAACCUACCCUCAAGGAUGACAUUAAAAAAUCUUAAUGAAAACAAGUUACUUCAUUGAAAUAAUAGACUGCUUUGGGUAGGUAGAUUUCUCAAGGCUUACACAAAUGGAGAACAAAACCCAACACAAUUCAGCAUGUAGUGUCUUUUUCCGAAGGACCAUGGUGAGCUUAUGCCAUACUGCAGCGUCCGGCGUCCGGCAACUUUACACUACUAGUCAUGAACCAC